AGAAUUUUUUUUCUUUCAAUCUCUUCCUCGGGCUCUCGGUUUGUAAACCUCUCGUUUUCGAGACAAUUGUCAAUGAAGAGGGAGUUGCAGCUUGAACCGACGGGUGAGCGAAGUGCAAAUGACUCCGAUCCCCUGCUUGGGAACGAGGCUGACUCGUUGACGGGAAGUUCGAACGAAAUAAAGGAUGAAGAGAUCGAAGCUGCUUCGGCGGCUUGUUGUCGUAUCUGUCUGGAGUACGAUGGCGAACCAGUUUCUCGUACAGGUGAAGAAUUAAUAUCUCCUUGCAUGUGCAAAGGAACCCAGCAAUUUGUUCAUCGUUCGUGCCUCGACCAUUGGCGCUCAGUGAAGGAAGGAUUUGCUUUUUCACAUUGCACAACUUGCAAGGCACAAUUCCAUCUUCGAGUUGAAUUACUUGAGGACUAUUCUUGGCGUAAAAUAAAAUUUAGAAUUUUUGUGGCAAGAGAUGUUCUGCUUGUAUUCUUGGCAGUUCAAACUGUGAUUGCUGCAAUUGGUGCCUUUGCUUACUUCAUGGACAAAAAUGGAAAUUUCCGGAAUUCAUUCAACGAUAGUUGGGACCGUAUACUGUCAAAACAUCCAAUACCCUUUUACUACUGUAUUGGUGUACUAGCUUUCUUUGUGCUGCUGGGGUUUUUUGGGCUCAUACUACAUUGCUCGUCAUUCAAUAAUAAUGACCCGUGCAUGGCUGGCUGCCGGAAUUGUUGUUAUGGAUGGGGCAUUUUGGAUUGCUUCCCAGCUUCAAUGGAAGCAUGCUUUGCCCUGGUUAUCAUCUUUGUCAUCAUCUUCGCCAUACUAGGCAUUGCCUAUGGUUUUCUUGCUGCCACCAUGGCCAUCCAGAGAAUCUGGCAGAGACACUACCACAUCCUCACAAAGAGGGAGCUUACAAAGGAAUAUGUAGUUGAAGAUCUUUGUGGGUGUUACACAACACCAAAGCUGGACUCAGAGCACGAAGAGCGUCUAAAAUUACUCAAGCUCCUGUAGAGAGAGAAGCUUGUUGAAGAGGAAUA
Messenger RNA from Telopea speciosissima, 1025 nucleotides. RefSeq lists its product as uncharacterized. Gene Ontology annotation, molecular function: zinc ion binding. Lineage: Eukaryota; Viridiplantae; Streptophyta; Magnoliopsida; Proteales; Proteaceae. The record is from RefSeq and is a predicted model, not a curated record. The coding region runs from base 73 to 999 and encodes 308 amino acids. The transcript is spliced from 7 exons.